AUGUUCGCAUCCACCGGCAAACGAGUGCUCUCAUCAGCCACUCCACCAUGGCUCACGACCCGCCUCCCCCUGCUUCCGUCAUGCCCGUCCUCCUCCGCACGCGCCUCUCACCCCUCCCUUGAUCGAGUCUUCUCCACCACGGUCCCUUACCGCAACGCCCCCAAUCCACACCUCACCCCCCUCCUCCGACUCGGACCAAAGCCUACGCCGUCCUCAACCGCCCCCAGAGUGCGCCGUCUGCGCUCGCCUUACAAGCUCUCGAUGUACUCGACUCCGAACCACACGAUGAUCACGCUCUCCACCCAAGCCUCGACGAUCUCUCAAUUCGUCGACCGUAGCCACGAACCCACGAGGGAAGAAGUGAAUCAAUCCUUGACGGUGCUCACUCUAACGACGCGAAUGCACGCGACGUCGCGUUUGCCUAAAGGCAGUCGUAAGAGUGAUCUAGGGCGCAGAUUGGGUCCGGAGGGUGUCGGCGAGCAAGCGCAAGAGAUCAGUGCCUUGAUGUUGCACAAGAUCAAAUCGAUGCUCAAAGUCGAAGUCCAAGAAGUUCAAGAAAAGAAACCUGACCCCACUGGCGAAAUCGCGGCUUCCCGGGGACUUGACCCGCGUAUCAUCGGUUCGACGCGAUACCCGUGGCCAAGACCUACAUCGAUCAAGAUGGAAUAUAGGGGGAAAGGGCCGGGCAGGAAGGCGUUCUAUGCUAUCUUCACCGGGCCGGAAGGACAAGGAUUGCAGGAAUUGAUCGAGGGGGUCGAGGAUGACGUGAGUUCGACUGCAGCUGGAGCUUCGGGAUCGGGCCUUGAUCGGUGUCGAGCGCUAAUGUUUUGAGGUGGUGGUGGUGGCGUGGGUUCGAUCUAGUUGCCAAAAAGGGAGAAAGGCCAGUUCCCUAAGAAGAGGAUGUGCGUACCGAUUCCUUGAAUUAUGCACCGUUACUCCCCGUUCGGAGGAAAAGAAAGGCGCCCCCAGCACUGAUCCUCCACUUUGCAAUCUGGCUUUCCCGAACAGUCAUAUCCUCCGUGAACAAGAAGCGAGACGGAUCAAGGAAAAGAAAGAGGACGAUGAGGCAAUGGCGAUGGCGAUGGAACAGAAGGCAAACAGGGUUUACAGGGAAGAAUCAAGGACGAAAGAGGGUUCAACGGGUCGAAGCGAGAGAUCAGGAGGGAGGCGCUAG
Messenger RNA from Microbotryum saponariae, 1174 nucleotides. Lineage: Eukaryota; Fungi; Basidiomycota; Microbotryomycetes; Microbotryales; Microbotryaceae. The record is from the annotation of a GenBank genome assembly.